Messenger RNA from Engraulis encrasicolus (European anchovy), 1011 nucleotides. RefSeq names its product syntaxin-11-like. NCBI's taxonomy places the organism in Eukaryota, Metazoa, Chordata, Actinopteri, Clupeiformes, Engraulidae. The transcript has 5 exons. The record is from RefSeq and is a predicted model, not a curated record. Gene Ontology annotation, molecular function: SNARE binding; SNAP receptor activity. Gene Ontology annotation, cellular component: plasma membrane; synaptic vesicle; SNARE complex. Gene Ontology annotation, biological process: synaptic vesicle fusion to presynaptic active zone membrane; intracellular protein transport; exocytosis. The annotation marks the transcript as partial.
AGGGACUCGCGUAGGGACUCGCAUAGCAGGGACUCGCAUAGCAGGGACUCGCAUAGCAGAGACUCCCAUGGCAGACACUCCUUUAGGGAGUCAGUCAGCAGUGAGUCCUUUAGCCAUUUGACUCUGGGAGAGGAAGAGGAGGAGGAUGAUGGAGAAGAAGAGGAGGAGGAGGAGAGAAGAGAGGAGCGCAGCGGCAACACAGAGGAGGUGGAGCAGGUGCUGCAGGAGGCUCAGGAGGUGCGACGGGAGAUCCAACUGCUGAAACUUGACGUCAAGCGUCUGCGUGAUCAGAACGCGCGGCUCCUGAGUAACCCCUGCGCCACCUCUGAAGGUCAUCAGGAUGCCAACGCCAUCGGGCAGGAGAUUAAGACACGCGGAGAGGAGGUGCUGGGUCGUCUUCGUCAAAUGGAUGAGCGUUCUCGGCGGCGAGAGGAGGAGCUCGGUGUGAACGCGGUGGCGGCGCGAAUCGGCCGAACGCAGUACGUCUGCCUUAGCAACGGUUUCCGAGACGCCAUGAGGGACUACCAGCAGGCGGAGACGAGUCAUCGCGAGGCGUGCUCCAAUCACAUCCGGCGCCAGAUGGAGAUCGUAGGCCGCGACCUGUCGUCCGAGCAGCUGGACGAUAUGAUGGAGAGCGGACAGUGGAACGUCUUUGCUGAUAACCUGCUCACUGAGGGCAAGACCGCACGCACUGCCCUUAACCAGAUUGAGCGUCGGCACCAGGACCUUCUGGAUCUGGAACGGCGUAUCAGGAGUGUCCACGAGGUCUUUCUGGACGUGGCCAUGCUAUUGGAGGAGCAGGGUGCCAUGGCAACAAGCAUCCAGCUGACUGUUGAGCAAACCGAGGUUGCUACAGGAGACGCUGUCGCCAAGAUCGAGUCGGCCAAGAAAUACGACCGCAAAAACCCCUUGAAGAAGUUAAUGUUCUGGAGACGCUAACACAAACACACACACACACGACAGCAGAAACCCUAUCAAGAAGCUCAUAUUUUGUCAUGUAUGCGUGCAGUG